Messenger RNA from Corticium candelabrum, 2837 nucleotides. Its product is annotated as glutamate receptor ionotropic, delta-1-like. Gene Ontology annotation, cellular component: postsynaptic density membrane; plasma membrane. The transcript has 12 exons. The record is from RefSeq and is a predicted model, not a curated record. Gene Ontology annotation, molecular function: transmitter-gated monoatomic ion channel activity involved in regulation of postsynaptic membrane potential; glutamate receptor activity. Gene Ontology annotation, biological process: synaptic transmission, glutamatergic; modulation of chemical synaptic transmission; monoatomic ion transport. Bases 50 to 2650 code for a protein of 866 amino acids. Lineage: Eukaryota; Metazoa; Porifera; Homoscleromorpha; Homosclerophorida; Plakinidae.
GGUAGUCAUGUGACUAUAGACUCACUCUUGUGUCACGCAUUAAGUCACUAUGAUUUCUACCGCGUCGCCACAGUUGUUGCUCGCUAUUUUUGCUCUCAUCUCAUGGUGCCCCAUUCGAUCUGACGGCUCAGAGUCCUUUAGCAAAGAGAGUCCUAUGGCUUACGUCUUCGUUGAUGGCUCGUACUCAGACGUAGCUGUUGAGGCUGUUUACGACAAAGUUGUUCGGGAUAGUCAAGACGAGUACGACAAAGUCGGAAGGAGACAAACUCUAAAGAUCGUCAACGUUAGGACGGCAGGAGCCUGCAGCUUGGCCCAAGACUCUGUUGUUGUCCACUUGACUACGGACUGCUUGACUACUAACGUUUCGCACUUAGCAGCGCCUGUUGUAUCGGUUCCUUCUUACUAUGCCGGGGAGUUUGGGUCAAGUGCACUUCACGUGAGCUUUGCUCCCACCACCAGCUUCCAACUUCCAGUUCUCCUAGCCAUCGCUGAGAAACUAGAAUGGACGUCAGCGGUGUACGUUGGCGACCCGAGCGAAGAUGGUGAUGCAUUUUUCCAACGAUUGCUACGUUGCAGCAGGACAUUCAAACUAACGGACAUUGUAACAUUAAAAGAGGACACGGAUCACGAGAAAAUUUAUUGGAAAAUCCACAACAACGACGCUGAUUUCGUCCUUGUUCACUGCCAUACUUCCUUGUGUUUUCAGCUCGUUACAAAGUUGUUCUAUCUUCGAAGUGAAAAUGCAAAUGGAGGCUCCACUUCACCGUGGUUUAUAACUGAAAGCCUCACAAAGAGUAUUCAACGUGCUGUUUCAUCAGGACCAAUGAUGCUCCAACCCACAACCAUUACCCUGCAGAUGGUGAUACGUGACGACCCGCGCUCUGACAUCCUACUAGAAGACAUUCCGUCUCUUGAUGCGUCACACAGCCACUGCCAUGUACUCGAAAAGUGCCCAACAACGAUCAAACAUCAGCUGCAAGUACUCGACUUCUACGACUCUCUUGUCGCUGUGUCUUACCUACUACGACAUCACAACCAAGACUUAACUGGACCCAAACAGCCUCUUUACCAACUAAUUAAUAAAGCAAAUCUCCAAGGCAUCAGUGGAAGAAUACAUUUCGAGAACGAUUAUGAAAGAUCCUAUUCAACGUUGUACGACGUAUUGGACAUCAGCCCAUUCGUCGUAGCUACAAUUGGCGUUUACGAUGGCAGCCGAUCCCACUGGUUGCACGACUUGAAUCCUCUACCGAAUGACAUUAAAAAGAAACGACGUCAUAGGAGGCAGCAGAAACAAUGUGAGCCAGCAGAUAUAAAAAUGGACGAGCUUAGAGUUACUACCAUGAUAGAGCCACCAUUCAUAGUGACUAGGACCAAUACAUCCGAAGAGGCACAUAACGGACCAUAUGCUGGAAUGGUUGUUGACAUAAUGGAGGAGAUUUCCAAAGAUCUUGGGUUUACAUACAAAAUGUAUGAACCGAAGGAUUUAAAGUAUGGCUCCGUUUUUGAAAACGGUACUGGUAACGGAAUGGUCGGCGAACUGAUGAGAUGUGACGCUGACUUGGCAGCAGCUGCCUUUGCAAUUACCUCUGAUCGUUCUAAGUACAUAGAAUUUACUAAGCCAUACUUUGAUGCCGGAAAAGCGCUCCUGGUAUACAAAGAAGAAAAAGUGGCUUUGAGGUCGAGUUUUGAUAUUUUCGCGUUUCUCGAUCCUUUCGACAUUUUUACCAAACUUGCCAUUGUUUGUUCUUUGAUUGCCGCAUCCGUAGCCUAUCUGAUUUUGUGCAAAAUCAAUCCUUACAGUCUGAAUUCAAAUCGACGAUCGGAAGAGUCGGUAUCCCACGGUUCCUUCUGGUUUCUCUAUACCGCCGCCAUGCAGCAAGGCCCGGAUAACAUUACCUCGAUAUCUGGUAAGAUACUCGUCGGGGGAUGGUUUUUCUUUUGUCUCGUAAUCAUCGCUACGUACACCGCCAAUUUGGCAGCUUUCCUGACGGUAAAUAGCUUUGCUGAUGGUAUUGAUUCGCUAGAAGAUUUGGAGAAACAGACGGUGGUGAGAUACGGGACAGUGGAAGACUCAUCGGUAAUCGAAUUUUUCAACCAUUCUUCUUACAAAGCAUUGAAGACAUUAGUAGAGUCUACAGAGGAAGCAUACGAAAGAGUUGAAAACCCAGCUGAAAGCCCGUAUGUAUUUAUUUGGGACGAGCCUAUUCUUAGCUACCGCGCCUCUCACGAUCCGUGCAAGAGUCAAGUUGUCGGCGAACCGUUUAAUUUUGAGGGCUACGGGUUGGCGUUGCCUCUCAACAUGCCGUACGCAUCCGACUUCUCUCUUGCCGUAUUGAAGUUGAGAGAGUCGGGAAAACUCGACGAGAUUCGAGAGAAGUGGCUCAGUACGGGUAACUGCUACACGACGGCUAAUCAGAACGAGCUAAGCGAUGCGAAGAAAGUUCGACUCAGAGAUCUAGUCGGAGUGUUCAUCAUUUUGGGAGGUGGUUUGCUGCUGUCGCUUGCUGCCGCGUUUGCUGAACGUUUGUGGAUAAGGCGGAGAGAAAGUAGGGUCGACAUCACAAGCAAUGGGGCUAUACCCCAAUUGAGUCAUUCCACAAGAAGUACUAUACCUCAGAAUGAUAAAGACCAUUUGUUUCAUGAAGACUGAAAUGACACUAGACGGUCUACGACACGUAAUUUUCUAUACAAUAGUUGUGUACAUGUGGUAUGACAUUGCGACUGCGUCAUUGCAGCGUAAGAAGCUGGAGUGAUUAAAAAGCUCAAGACUUUGCGUUUAUAGCAUUAUUAAAUAAAUCAGUUAAGUAUUUCUACAUCUUGUCAUUUCAGGAGAUUUA